This is a messenger RNA of Myxocyprinus asiaticus (Chinese sucker), 9314 nucleotides long. Its product is annotated as gastrula zinc finger protein XlCGF57.1-like. NCBI's taxonomy places the organism in Eukaryota, Metazoa, Chordata, Actinopteri, Cypriniformes, Catostomidae. The transcript has 3 exons. Bases 2476 to 4050 code for a protein of 524 amino acids. The record is from RefSeq and is a predicted model, not a curated record. Gene Ontology annotation, molecular function: RNA polymerase II cis-regulatory region sequence-specific DNA binding; DNA-binding transcription activator activity, RNA polymerase II-specific. Gene Ontology annotation, cellular component: nucleus. Gene Ontology annotation, biological process: regulation of transcription by RNA polymerase II.
AUAUAUAUAUAUAUAUAUAUAUAUAUAUAUAUAUAUUAAAAAAAGGUUUUACUUUAGAGGUAAGACUAUGCAUUAGGUAAAUCAGUAGCCCUUGUUAUUAACUUUAUAUAAAAAAAUAAAAGUCUAUGUUAUGUCUUCAUUAUGUCUUCAUUAAGAUCAUGUAAAUGUGUGUUGAGCAGACACCCAGGUGUUCUUGCAAGGAUCCCAUUGUUUUCAACAAUUAGGCCUACACAGAACAAAAUGACAAGCAUAUUUCUGAAAAUAGUUAAAUGAAUUAAUCGUGUUUAAAAAAAAAAUCACAGAGUGAGAACAACUAUUGGUCUACAAGUAACAAACAGAGAAAUAAGUCACUUUCCUCAACGCUAUCUUAAAGAUUAAAUGUGUAAAGCUUCACUUAUUUAUUUUGUUGUAUUUCAGAAUCUUAUUCUUACUUAAUUUACUUCAGUCAGUCCACUCAAUUGCUUGACAGAAACAAUAGGGCCAUCUCUGUUAAAAAAGCUCCUGGGGGGUCUGGGUAGCUCAGCGAGUAAAGACGCUGACUACCACCCCUGGAGUCGCGAGUUCGAAUCAGGGCAUGCUGUGUGACUCCAGCUAGGUCUCCUAAGCAGCCAAAUUGGCCCAGUUGCUAGGGAGGGUAGAGUCACAUGGGGUAACCUCCUCGUGGUCGUUAUAAUGUGGUUCGCUCUCGGUAAGGCGCGUGGUGAGUUGUGCGUGGAUGCCGCGGAGAAUAGCGUGAAGCCUCCUCACGCGCUAUGUCUCCACGGUAACACGCUCAACCAGCCACACGAUGCAUGGGUUGACGGUCUCAGACGUGAAGGCAACCGAGAUUCGUCCUCCGACAUCCGGAUUUAGGCGAGUCAAUACGGCACCACGAGGACCUAGAGCGCAUUGGGAAUUGGGCAUUCCAAAUUGGGGAGUAAAAAGGGAGGGGGAAAAAAAAGCAAAGAGUAGGACUUGUGUAAGAGUAGGAGCUUUUUAUAAAGAUGCUAAAAACAACUUUCAGCAAAGUCUAAGACUGAUUGAUAUGUGCUGAUGGAGGUGAUGCUUAAGCGUUGUGAAAUAAGGACUACAAUGAUGUCAAUAGUGAGGCUGCAAAGGUAAUAUGUUCCAGCUGGUAUGUCAUCAGUAAAUCACUCAUGAUUUAAUACAACACAUUAUAAAACAAUAUUUUGAUAAUAGGUUAUUUUCUGUUGAUUCAUUCUUCGAUUAAUCAAAGGAGAAAGCCAAAUUUUAUUUUAAAACAUUCCACAUCUUGCCAAAUGUUGUCCUCAAACAAUGUGCAAAUUGAAGGCUACAAAAAAUAAUAUAGAUCACGAAAUGAAUGAUAAUAAUCCAAACUGCUAAAAUUCAAUUACAGUUACAUAUACGUUUUCUGUUAAACACAGUUCAAUUUAGUCAUAAAUUUGACGUUCAACAUUUCAACAUUAUUUUAUUGUGGCAUGCUGUUUGGUUACUUCAUGAAGUAAGCCUAUUAUUUAUUUAUUUUAUUUUUUUAAGUUGCACAAAUAUGAAUAAAUCAGUAAAAUGUCAUUUGAGAUUAAACUGAGCUGAGAUUAAACAUCUCUCAAGCUCUCAGAAAUCUGUCAAAGCAUCUGACACCCCACACAAAACUAUGAGCUUUUUAAACGUUGUAUAUGUUUGGGUUGGGCCCCCCAUAGAAACAAGUUUUCUCUACUGUAAAGUGGCAUCUCUGAUGGAGGUUGCAGUGCUAGUGUAAAGAUAAGAUUCAACUAAUCAUAACUGAAAUCAUUGUUGAUUAUUUUCAUCAUUGAUUUUUAUAAGUUUAGUGAUAUUUAGAUUUUAUUAAUUUGUUGCAACCCUCUGAAAGCUUAGGCAUGUAGCCCAUCACAUUUUUCAAAUGCUUAAUUCACAACAAUGUGUUUCAAUGUAGGCCUAUUCAUUAAAUGAAAAAAUGUUCUGCAAUUAAAAAAUUAUAUUGAUGGAUUUCAUUUUGCUCAACUACAAAAACACAUUUGCCCAAAUUCCACUUUCAUAAGUCCAACACAUUGUAUCUUUGUUGCUGAGUUUGUUGUCUCUGUGGAACAGUCAUUGUGCUACUCAUCCUAACUAGGUUAGUAUACCUCUUUAAACAAUUUAGGAGCUUGAGUAUUAACACUUAUUCUUAAGUCUAGGAAUAAAAGUAAAAUUACGUAAUUCUUAGAAUUUCGACACACUUAAGACUACAAUUUUACUCUAAGCAGCUUUAUACAUACAGCCCCUGAUAUCUGUGCUGCUUUCGCUAGCUUGCGGACUCUUAUUUUGAAAUCAUUUUAUUAACCGGUUUUGCCGCCAUUUUGUUCAGUUCCAGCAGGAAGUAGCGUGCUGAUCACAGGGCUGCUUAUUGUGCCUCAAAUAUUUUCUUUCAUGUAUCUCCUGAGAUACUGUUUGUCUGUGAAGAAAGAGGAAUAAAGUGGUAUAUAAAGAGGAACAACUCUGACUGAAACCACUGAAGUCUACUGACAUACUCUUGCUAAAAUGAAGUCUGUAAAAGAGAAGAGUGGAGACUUGAGUGAUCCAGAACUGCAGCUUAAUAAAAAUGAAGAUACUGAGGACCAAAGAGACUUAAUGGAAGAGAAAAAGGAAACUCAAGAACUGAAUGACGAGGAGAAACAUCAGAAUGAUAAAUCUGAUAAUUUCAUGACAAGUGAAAAAUCUUCUAGUUGCUCACGGAAAAGAACUCGAAAAACAAGAGCCAGAAAAACCUUCAGAUGCCCUCAGUGUGGAAAGAGUUUUACAAAAAAAGGAAACCUUAACACUCACUUAAAACUUCACACUGGAAAGAAGCCUUUCAUAUGCCAAUGUGGAAAGAGUUUCUCACUUAAAGGAAACCUAAAGAGUCACAUGAUACUUCACACUGGAGAGAAGGCUUUUACCUGCCCUGAAUGUGGAAAGAGUUUUGCAUUAAAACAAGAUCUUGAGAGGCACCUGAGAACUCACACCGGAGAGAAACCUUUCACAUGCCCUCAGUGUGGAAAGAGUUUCACACAAAAAGAAAGCCUCAAGAGGCACCUGAGUCUUCACUCUGGAGAGAAGCCGUGCACAUGCCAUCAGUGUGGAAAGAGUUACACAGAAAGAAAACAGCUUGAGGUUCACAUGAGAAUCCACACUGGAGAGAACCUUUUCACCUGCCAUCAGUGUGGAAAGAGUUUCACACAACAAGGAAACCUUAACACUCACUUAAAGCUUCAUUCUGGAAAGAAGCCUUUCAUAUGCCAGUGUGGAAAGAGUUUCUCACUUAAAGGAAACCUGAAGAACCACAUGAUACUUCACACUGGAGAGAAGCCUUUCUCCUGCCCUGAAUGUGGAAAGAGUUUUGCAAUAAAACCACAUCUUGAGAGGCACCUGAGAACUCACACCGGAGAGAAACCUUUCACAUGCCCUCAGUGUGGAAAGAGUUUCACACAAAAAGGAAACCUUAAGACUCACUUAAAACUUCACUCUGGAGAGAAGCCUUUCAUAUGCCAAUGCGGAAAGAGUUUCAGACUUAAAGGAAACCUUAAGAGUCACAUGACACUUCACACUGGAGAGAAGCCAUUCACAUGCCUUCAGUGUGAAAAGAGUUACACAGAGAGAAAACAGCUUGAGGCUCACAUGAGAAUCCACAAUGGAGAGAACCCUUUUACCUGCCAUCAUUGUGAAAAGAGUUUCACACAAAAAGGAGAUCUUGAGAGACACCUGAGAAUUCACACUGGAGAGAAGCCUUUCACAUGCCCUCAGUGUGGAAAGAGUUUCACUCAAAAAGGACACCUUAAGAGACACCUAAGCCUUCACUCUGGAGAGAAGCCUUUCACAUGCUUUCAGUGUGGAAAGAAUUACACAGAGAGAGGACAGCUUGAUGUUCAUAUGAGAAUCCACACUGGAGAGAACCUUUUCCUCUGCCAUCAGUGUGGAAAGAGUUUCACACAAAAAGGAGAUCUUGAAAAGCACCUGAGAAUUCACACUGGAGAGAAACCUUUCACAUGCACUCAGUGUGGAAAGAGUUUCACUCAAAAAACACACCUUAAGAGCCACCAAAGUCUUCACACUGGAGAGAAGCCUGUUCACAUUUGAGCAAUGUAGAAAGAAUUACACAGAGUGAGAACAACUUGAGGUUCACAUGAGAAUUCACACUGGAGAGUAGCCUUUUACAUAUCUUAGGUGUGGAAAAAGUUUCACUCAAGCAAGCCAUCUCACAGCUCAUCAACAGUAUCACUCUGUAUCGAGCCCGUGCCCCUCUUCUGAGGUGCCCCUCAGAGGGAGAUCGCUGUGCCAUCAGUGUGGAAAGAGUUACUCAGAAAGAAAACAGCUUGAGGUUCACAUGAGAAUCCACGCUGAAGAGAACCUUUUCAUAAGAAACCAUAAACACUCACUUAAAGCUUCACUCUGGAAAGAAGCCUUUCAUAUGCCAAAUGUGGAAAGAGUUCUCUCUUAAAGGAAACCUGAAGAAUCACAUGAUACUUCACACUGGAGAGAAGCCUUUCACCUGCCCUGAAUGUGGAAAGAGUUUUGCAGUAAAACAAGAUUUUGAGAGGCACCUGAGAACUCACACCGGAGAGAAGCCUUUCAGAUGCCCUCAGUGUGGAAAGAGUUUCACACAAAAAGGAAACCUUAAGACUCACUUAAAACUUCACUCUGGAGAGAAUUCUUUCAUAUGGCAAUGCAGAAUGAGUUUCAGACUUAAAGGAAACCUAAAGAGUCGCAUGAUACUUCACAUUGGAGAGAAGCCAUUCACAUGCCUUCAGUGUGAGAAGAGUUACACAGAGAGAAAACAGCUUGAGGCUCACAUGAGAAUCCACAAUGGAGAGAACUCUUUCCUCUGCCAUCAGUGUGGAAAGAGUUUCACACAAAAAGGAGAUUUUGAGAAGCACCUGAGAAUUCACACUGGAGAGAAGCCUUUCACAUGCACUCUGUGUGGAAAGAGUUUCACUCAAACACCUUAAGAGCCACCAAAGUCUUCACACUGGAGAGAAGCCUGUUCACAUGUGAUCAGUGUAGAAAGAAUUGCACAGAGAAAGAACAGCUUGAGGUUCACAUCAGAAUUCACACUGGAGAGUAGCCUUUUACAUGUCUUAGGUGUGAAAAGAGUUUCACUCAAGCAAGCCAUCUCACAGCUCAUCAACAAUAUGACUCUGUAUCGAGCCCCUGCCCUUUUUCUGAGGUGCCCCUCAGAGGGAGAUCGCUGUGCCCCUUAGCCUCCAACAGAGAUUGCUCUGCCUCUUUGCUGCGGCGCCCCUCCGAUGGAGAAGCGCGCACAUACAACCCCCCACUGACGGAGCAGCCUCUGUAUAUGCCAAACACUAAAGCAUUGAUGUUUGAAAUGUAAAGAUUUGCAAAUCCCAUCCUGUAGCUUUGAAGUCAAAAGGAAUUGAAGUGUUGUUACAUAAGUUAAAGAAUGUGUGAGCAGACAGCAUGAUGAGUGAUUUAUUUUUAGAAUGAACCUCAGGCUUUUUUCAUGCACAGAAGCAAAUGUUUGACAUCUAUGUUUAUUAAACUAUAAUGCUUUGUUGUUUUAUUGAGGUUUUAUUGUGGUCAGAUUGAGAUAGUAGUCCACUUUGAAUAGAGCUCUGUUAAAAGCUGUUAUGUUUUUAUGUGGUUUAAAUGUGGUUUAAUGUGGUUUUCUUUGCUGUGUUUCUAACAGUAAACGCCUUUGUUCACUUAAUUUACUCAUUACUAUGGCUUCAUACAGCUUCUGUGCUCAUUCAUCCUGAAACAGACUCUAGUGUGAGGUUGCCUUCGUAAGAAGCAGAUACUAAACAUUGCUUAACCUCGUACUGUGCUAAUACAAGCUGAGUACACCAGUAAUCAGCAGAAAUGAGCAGUUGUUACCAAAAUUUCAAGAAGGAGAUCCUGAUAUAUUAAAAUACAAAAUUCCAUUUUUCUCCAUUGCCCUGCAAUGUGCAAUGAGCUGUGGCUGAUGGAAAAAAGUUGGCCUGAUAAAGAGUGAACACUGCUUUUACAAUGUGUUUCUACUGGUAAGUCUCAAAAGGUUCACUUCGCUCUGCUGGUAUCAGAGAGUGGAAGUUACGCUCUGGGUAAAGACACUGUUCUAAAAGCUAACGAACUGGUACCAGAAGCAUAGGGACAAAAGAGGUGAAUGAGCUUACUUUGAGGUUGCCAGAGAGCUCACCACCCUUUUCAAUCGCUGGUAUGUUGCAUCUGAAGUACAAACAGUUGAGCACUUUUUGUGAUUUAGUUGUGCUUGAACAAUUUAAAAAUUCCAUACCGGCUCGAAUUGCCAUGUACAAGUCUAUAAGUAAGCAUAAAGUCAACACAGCUGCAGAAGCUGCUGUGCUUGCUGAUGAAUAUGCUUUGACUUUUGAAGCUUAGUUUUGGAGAGUCUCGUAAGAGCAAGGAGCUGUCUAGUACUAAAACUUAUCGUAUGACACAGAAGAAUGCUGAUUUGUUUUCAACUACUGCCAUGGUAAAGGACAUUGGAAAAAUAAUUGUCCUGUGCUGAAGGCUAAAGGUAAAUCUUAAAAUACUUCUAUGCGUGUGAAGCCUGCAGGGCUCUUGGUUUAGCCUGAUGUUCCUCCACCUCUUGUGGUAUCAUCUGUUCCAUUGUCAUCUGGGGAGCUUGCUGAGAAGUACCCAGAGGUAUUUACAGCUUGUGCUGUGACUAGAGCCAUGAGUUCUAGGCAGCGUGAUUCUUCCCUUGUAUACAGUUCUGGUAAACUGAAGAACAAAAGUUUUCUUCGCCUGACUUUCUCUGUUCAUUGCUCUGAUUUGAUUCAGGAACAGCGAGCUGAUGUUACAUGGACUGAUUUAUUUGAAGGGGCCUUACAUUUAGACGAAGCUUGAGAUGUUGUUCAUGGUUAUUUUUUGCAUGCCAGGUUAUUGAUGAAGCAAUGAAUUCCUCAUGGUAGCAUUUUUGCAGGUGACCCUAUUAUGCAGGAAGUGGUUCCAGCCAAGUUUCGUUCUUUAGUACUGCAGACCUCCCAUAAUGUUACUUCUGGACAUUUGAAUGUUAAAAAAACCUAUGACAACAUCUUACAUUUCUUUUGGCAGAAACUAAAAAAGGAUGAUCCUCAGUACAUCAAAACAUGUCAUACUUGUCAUUGUCAAUUACCUGGAAAACCGAAUCCAAACAUGCUUCACUGUCCCCUAUUCCUCUGACAAGUCAACCAUUUGAGCACUUGAUGGUUGACUGUGUGGGCACACUGCCCUGAUUGAAGUCUGGCAGUAUUUACCUGCUAACUGUUAUCUGUGCCUCUACACGGUACCCUGCAGCAUAUCCUCUCCGUACUAUUACGGCAAGAUCAACGGUGAAAGCUUUGACCCAGUUUAUAUCAAUCUUUGGUAUUCCAAAGAUUAUACAGAGUGAUCAGGGGUCUAACUUCACCUCACAUGUGUUUUCACAGGUGUUGCUGCAAUUGCGGAUUAAGCAUAAUAAAGUGAGUACCUAUCAUCCCCAAAGCCAAGGCAUUUUGGAAUGUUUUUAACAAACGUUAAACUCCUUGCUGCAUGCUUAUUGUACUGAAAUGGAUUGGGAAGAGGGAUUACCGUGGCUGAUGUUGGCGGCACAAGAAGUUUGUCAGAAGAGCACUGGUUUCAGUCCGAAUGACCUAGUGUUUGGGCAUACUUUUCGUGGUCCAUUAACAAUGUUGCAGCACAACUGGACGGAGACUGUGCCUCUUCAAAAUUUGAUGAACUAUGUGAAUGAUUUCAGGUGCAGACUUUAUGAAGCGUAAGUUAGAAAAAGAAAAGCUGCUUACAUCUCAGUAAAAAAUGAAGUCUCUUUUUCUCUUAAUAGUUCACAUUUUCAAGCCCAGUAUUCUGGCCCAUUUACUGUAGUGAAAAAGAUUUCUGAUUUGAAUUAUCUGAUCGUUACUCCUAAGCGGAGGAAGUAUACGCAAUUGAUUUUCAUUAAUUUGUUAAAACCGUAUUACAGCCAUUCAUCUGGGAUGAGGGGACUACUGAAGUUAAACCUGCUCUGGUAGCUGAGAUUGUCUCAUGCACUACUUCUUUGAAGUGGAUGAGCGAGUUUCACCUCCAGAUGAGGCUGUGUUUAAAAAAUUCUGAGACUAUUGGAUGCUUUUUUAGCCCAUUUGACUGAUGCAAGAUGUGCUGAUCUGAUUAGCCUUAUUAAACGGUGUUCUGUUUUGUUUGCCACUGUACCAUCUUCUACACACUGGGUGGAACAUGAUAUUGACAUUGGCGAUGCUGAGCUAAUCCGCCAGCAUUUAUAUUGUGUUUUCCCAGAAAAAUGUAAGCUUCUUGAUGCUGAAAUUCAGUAUAUGCGUGUCCAUGGUAUUGCACAGCCGUUUGUCUCAAGCUGGGCGUCACCCUGCUUGUUGGUGAAUAAAUCUGAAGGCACUUUUUUGUGCCUGUUUUUGUACUGAAUAUAGAAAGGUGAAUAGAGUUACUAAACCUGACUCUUUUCCCCUUCCUCGCUUGGAGGAUUGUGUCGACCUAGUUGGGGCUACCAAAUUCUAAGUAAAUUUGAUCUACUGAAGGGUAUAUGUAAUUAAAAGUCCCUUUAACAUCAUGUGCACAAGAUAUUUCUACAGGAUUAUUUUCAUACUUUUUCAUACAGUGUUAUGAGUUUUGAUUUACACAAGGUCCCUGCAACAUUUCAGCUGCUAAUGAACAGAGUUGUUUUGGGUUAGAGGCAGUGGCUGUUUAUUUGGAUGAUGUCGUUGUUAGUGACUCCUGGGAACAGCACUUGCGUCACAUUGCACAUUUGUCUACAAAUAUAUACAUUUCAAUUUAGAAUUAAAAAAUAAGAUUUUAAACAUGUUUUGUCCCUUAUCUAAAGAAUCAGUGAAUUUUAACUUGGGCGAAUGUUUUAUAUUACAGAAAUGGGAGGAAACAGCAGUUUUCAGAUAUCUCAAAACAAUUGAACAAUUAGAGAUUCGCCACAGGGAUGUGUCCUUUUCCACUUGCUUUGCAUUCUGUAUGUUAAUCAAGGCCAGCAGCACCUAUACUGUUUGAACUUGUUCAAGUUCCGCUCUGCACUCCAUUAUCUGUGCAGAUGUAUGUGGAAAUCUUAUAUUAAUUUUGUUAUAGCUGAUUAAUGUCAUACAUAUAGGGUGUGUUUAAAAAAAAAGGUGAGUAACAUGCUAAGUGCUUCAGUUUAUCAUGUUAAGUUCUUACAGCUCCUGCAGCUCAGAUGGGGCAAUUCUCAAUAUACUAUGACUGUAUCGUUUGACAAGGUUUUAUUUAAUACGAUUUUUCUUCUGAAACCUCGUUAGUGCAUUAUCUUGCAGUGUUACAUAUUUAUCAUCAUAUUUUUGUCAACAGCAGCCUAUGUUUUAAGUAUAAUUGUUUAAUUACUUCAUGAUGCAUAUUUCCAUGUUGUCUUUGUUAAUGGAAUAAAAAAUAAAAAAAACACCUCA